Messenger RNA from Acanthopagrus latus (yellowfin seabream), 5085 nucleotides. It is a transcript of the gene smap2, whose product is annotated as small ArfGAP2. Gene Ontology annotation, molecular function: GTPase activator activity. Lineage: Eukaryota; Metazoa; Chordata; Actinopteri; Spariformes; Sparidae. The transcript has 10 exons. Bases 552 to 2051 code for a protein of 499 amino acids. The record is from RefSeq and is a predicted model, not a curated record. Gene Ontology annotation, biological process: regulation of clathrin-dependent endocytosis.
UCUUGUAUAUACGUUUUCUUCUUGCUGGAUAAACAACGUAUACACUUUCAUUUGAAGAUAAAAUCGUCUGAUUUCCGGUUGUGCGUCGGUGACUCUUUUGUAGCUUGACGCAGCUCCUCGGUCAGCUGUUCCAGCAGCCUUUCUUCGUCUGUUUUCAUUGGUCAGGUUGUUUUAUCGCCCUCUGGUGUCCCGGAGGAGAACAGAAGACCAGAGUGAGACCCAGUCCUCAAGAACUUCUCCUGAUCGACCACAGGAUGGCAGUAUCGAUAGUUAAGAUAUCGAUAAUAAGAACCCGCGCGCUGCUGGUUGGCUGAGAGACAAUCAUCCCAUCUCUGUGAAACAAAACACACAAAAAAAACUCGCUCUGCUGCUUUAACACCGAGGAGGAGGAAGAGGAAGAGGGAGCGCUGCACACACACACUCUCUCUCUCUCUCUCACACACACACACACACACACACACACACACUGCUUCGGUUUGGUGGAAUAAGAGGCGAGCAGACUACAGCCGGCACGGACCGCACAGGGGCUGUGGAGGAGGAGGACCGGUGCGAUGAUGACGGGAAAAUCUGUGAAAGACGUUGACAGAUACCAGACUGUCCUCAACUCUCUGCUGGCGCUGGAGGAGAAUAAAUUCUGCGCGGACUGCGAAUCCAAAGGUCCGAGAUGGGCGUCCUGGAAUUUGGGCAUCUUCAUCUGCAUCCGCUGCGCCGGCAUCCAUCGAAACCUGGGGGUCCACAUCUCCAAGGUCAAGUCCGUCAAUCUGGACCAGUGGACGCAGGAGCAGGUCCAGUGUGUUCAGGAGAUGGGAAACGCCAAAGCCAAACGACUGUACGAGGCUUUCUUACCCGAGUGCUUCCAGAGGCCAGAGACGGACCAGUCUGCAGAGAUCUUCAUCAGGGACAAGUAUGAUAAGAAGAAGUACAUGGAUAAGGUCAUUGACAUACAGAUGCUCAGGAAAGAGAAGAGCUGUGACAAUAUACCCAAGGAACCGGUUGUGUUUGAGAAGAUGAAAUUGAAAAAAGACAUCAGCCCGAAGACAGAUUCCCAGUCUGUUACAGACCUGCUUGGAUUAGAUGCCCCUGCUCCAAGUCCUGCGGUGUCUAAUGGUGGAGGAUGUGUUCCAGACAGUAAUGAGAGCCCGGCGGUGUCUCAUCCAGCUCUGGCACACUCUGCACUGGAUCUCUUCAGCUCACUGCCAGCGCCCCCCUCUGCUUCCUCCACUAAAACCACGCCUGUUUCCAGCUCCCUGCCUCAGAGCAGAGUGACUGCCUCUGUGCCUGAAAACCUCAGUCUGUUCCUCGAUCCGGCACCCAAAGCAGAAGAGGGCACCGUCAAGAAACUGUCCAAGGACUCGAUUCUCUCCCUGUACGCCUCCACCCCGUCAGUGCACGCCAGCAGCAUGGCUACUCAAGGCUUGUACAUGAACCAAAUGGGAUACCUGACCCACCCAUACGGAUCAUACCAUUCUUUAGCCCAGGCAGGGGGAAUGGGAGGCGCCAUGAUGACAUCACAGAUGGCCAUGAUGGCACAGCAACCAAGCAGCAUGAUUGGAGUUCAACAGAACAGCAUGAUGGGACAGCAGAACGGUUUAAUGGCUGCACAGGGUGUCAUGGCUCCACCUAGUGGUGCUAUGGCGUCGCCUUACUUGACAGGGAUGACCCAGGGCAUGAUGGGACAGCAGCAAAGCGGGAUGAUGGUUCAGCAGCAGACUGGGAUGAUGGGACAGCAGCAGAAUGGCAUCAUGGGACAGCAGCAGCCUGGGAUGAUGGGACAGCAGCCGCCGGGCAUGAUGGGACAGCAGCAGCCUGGGAUAAUGGGACAGCAGCAGAAUGGCAUUAUGGGACAGCAGCAGGUUGGAGGUUUACCUCAUCAGCAGGUAUAUGGGGCGCAACAUGCUCAGCAGCUGCAGUGGAACAUUACCCAGAUGACUCAGCACGUGGCCGGCAUGAAUCUCUACAACACCAACGGCGUGAUGGGAUACAGCAAUCAACACAUGGGAGGCGCGACAGCUCCGAGCUCAUCGCACAUGACAGCACACAUUUGGAAAUGAUUUCAAAUAUCCAAAACGUGAAGUAAUGCCAAUAAUCCACAAAAAGAGAGGGGAACUGAGUUGUAGGAAUCUGGAUUAGACUCUCUGUGAGACCUUUACUAAUGCAAGGGAGGAGGAGGAGGAGACAGGUGUGAAGAAGGUUAAGGUUUGGGAAACCACUACUACCUCUCUUUCUCUCUCCUCUCUGCCCAUGCUUCCUCUUCUCGUCUCAUCCAUGGCCAUGUUUUGCAUAUUUCCAUGCUUGCCUUCAGAACAUUUUCGUAUGAUAACCAAGACAACAGGGUUCAGAGUUAGCCUGUAUGUGUGUGUGUGUGUGUGUGUGUGUGUGUGUGUGUGUGUGUGUGUGUGUGUGCACGCACAUCUGCUGUAUGUAGGUGUCAACUAACUGCUUGACUUAAACACUUUGGUUUCUGGAGACUUUUACAGUUUUUCUUACUUGAUUAGAAUCAAGUCAUUGAGAUGCAAAGGUUAGGAAUUAUAUUUCACUUUUAUAAAUCUGAUGGUGUGUUCAGACAGGAAGCAAAGCAGACUUUCACCUAGCAUGACUGGGCCACAGGGCCAUUUGUGUUAAUCAGUGUUACUCAAACGAGUCUGACCGAGGAAUCGAUCGCGUCUGUUCACCAAAACAACCAGAAUAUUUUACUACAUUAGCCGUUAUCUAGAGAGCAACAGCAGGUGCUGGUUCCAGAUCAGAGCAGAAUCCAGUGUGACUUCAGGUGUUUAUUCCUCCAGAAGUCCCAGCUCUGCCCCGCCAGGCUGUUUCCUGCUGUUUUCAGUCUGUGCUAAGCUAACCAGCUGCUGACAUUGGCCUCAUAUGUGCAGACAUGAGAGUGGUAUCGAUCUACUCAUCUAACGCUUGUCAGGAAAGUUCAUAGGACUAUUCUCUUAACCCAGCAUUAGCAAUCAUUCCUGGCAGCAGCAGUUAGCUUCAUUUUAGCCGCAACCACAUUUGGGAAGAACCAACUAUGAGGAAUGAUUUCCCAACUAGUUUUCAAGGGUUUAGGUGACAUAUUUUUAAGGAUAAACAACCCUUCCUGUCAGGGGAUUUAAGCGUAGCUAGGCGAGUUUUUUAACUCAUCACACCUUCAAGCUGCAAGUAGACGGGAAAUUAAUUUGCGUUAGUAGGAAAAAACUGUAAAACCUUACAAAAACCAAUGUAUCCCUUCCUGAGCGCUUGUCCAAGAAUAUCAAAACUUUAAGAAAUCCCUUUACCUAUUGAUAAGUUCCUGUUGUCUCACAAGUUAGAGUAACCCUAAGCAACCUUUAAUUAUGAUGUCUUCUGCUCAAUUCAACGAGGGCUUCUUUUAGAAACCAAUAUCUAAUCUUAACUUUUUAAGUGUCAAAAGUCCUGAACUGGGAUUUUGGGAGACCAAAGAUCAACGCUAGCUUUUUGUAAGAUACUCCGAUGCUUUGUUACAUCUGUAUAGCCAAGUAACUAGUGAUUAUUAGAAACUUCGAUUCAGCCGUCCUCUAACAGUGUGUUCGCUAAUACCAUCAUGCUCUUAACACAUUGAAUGUCGGGAUGUAUCAGUUCACUGUGCUAUUUCCUCAGCGAGGGUGGGACACUUAAAAAGUCACUACUUGCAUGCCAAGUCAUCAUGUAUAAUGUUGAGUCAACGCUCACGCACCUCAAGUUAAUCUACCUUGUACAAUAGAGGCCUCAAACCACGUUGAAUGUCCGUGAACAAGAGAGGAGGAAACAGAGGGAGAGAGGACGCUUUACGUUACGGAUCGGUUUCAGAUUCUUCCACUGAACUGCAUGAGGAGAAUGUUCUGUCCAGCUGCGACUGUAUGUGCUGUACGUUUAUCACCACAUCCGAAUGUGUCUCUGAAUGUUUCUCUCUACGUGUCGAUCAGUCUCUGACCAAGACCAACGUAAAAUAUUCAUACAUAUAUAUAUAUAAAUCAAUGAAUGUGCUGUCUGCUGAAUGUGUUUCACGAUUGUACUGGACUCAUUGCGAGUAUACCCACACAUGAAUGUUGCCGUGGUGCGUUUGUCUUUUUGAUAUUCUCUGAUUCUGUCGAGCAGCGUACCCUCGUGUGUGCUUCCUGUAUGUUUUGUUUUUUUGUUUUUGUUUUUUGACAAGUUGCUCAAUUCAACAAAGUUUUAAAUGUUACCGUCAAAGUUAGGAGCAAACUGUGACCGGGCUGACGCGUUUUCAGCUCACUCUGAGGUGUUUUUACGACCACAAUCUGUCACCUCUCAACGUUUUGAGUCAACAACUUCCCACCAGGCGCCUACACAGACCGUCUCUGUGCUGAGCUCCCUCAGAGUGUUUCUGAAUAUGCCCAUUCUUAUAAAUGCAUGAAGCCAUUAGUGUAAAUAAUCUUUACGUUUCUACAUACCGAUCAUCUUUGUGUUGUAUUCUGCCGUUACGAAUGUGAGGGGUAAGAAUGUAAGAGGAGCCGCUGAAAGAGAAUUAUAUGACGACACUCUGGCUUAAUAAGAUUCCCGUCAAUAAUAAAUGAGCAGCCUUCACGACUCAGAAACCUGAAGUCUGUUCCUUCCAGGUAUUUCCUUCACUCUUAGCUCUUUCCGUGGCAGCUGAGGCAACAGCGUGACAGCAGCAGUCCCUUUCUCUGCUGGGAGCAAUAUCACCGUAAGACAGCGAGUCGCCUCUGCCCUGCAACAGCAGAUCCUUCAGCUCGCGGUGAGGAGAUUCUGGGAAGCGGUAUCAGUCCGUGUUCUGACGGCGAGGUGGCUUCGCCCGUGCAGCUUCUCCAUCUGUAAUUAUCUCAAACUUUAGGUUGCUUGUGAUCUGUUCCUUUGUUUCGGUCUGGUAUAUUUUCUGUGAAAUAAGAGCAAAUGAAGGAAUGUAUCUUUUUAUGUACUCGUCAAUCGAGAUGUUGUGUAUCUUAUUCUUUAUCAGAUUUAUCUCUGUAUAUUAUGUUUCUGGAUCAAUAUUGAUGAACAUGUACUGUAUAGUAGUUCUUUCCCUUUUUUCGAUCACUUAAAUUUGAGAAUAUAUAUGUAACAUACGAUACUUGUCUCUGUGAAAACAUACAAAAUAAAUAAUGUUUUGAAUAAUUUUGA